Diuraphis noxia (Russian wheat aphid) is the source of this 5075-nucleotide messenger RNA. Its product is annotated as ATP-binding cassette sub-family C member 10. Gene Ontology annotation, molecular function: ATP hydrolysis activity; ATP binding; ABC-type transporter activity. The record is from RefSeq and is a predicted model, not a curated record. NCBI's taxonomy places the organism in Eukaryota, Metazoa, Arthropoda, Insecta, Hemiptera, Aphididae. Gene Ontology annotation, cellular component: membrane. Gene Ontology annotation, biological process: transmembrane transport.
UUUGAUAGCGUAAAGCAACUAUCUUUUACUUGAGUAGCUGAAUUUCUGUAUCUAACUCUUAAUUUUCAAUUUGCAUUUGAAGUUUGAACCGUUAUUUCUACCCACGAUGGUUUCGUGUUAUACUUUACUUCGAACUUUCACAGUCCGCAAUACUGUGUAAAUARUAAAUACUAAAUAGUAGUUGCGAUGACUUUACGAGUUACGUGAAGUCUGYUGUCCGAUUUGUUAAAAGUAUGAACGUAAUGUAGGUAGUGCCUAGGUAUUUUACGUAAAUGGUUUCCUGUUAAUAUGUCGACUGUUACACGCCUAUUGCACUAUUGACAUCUGAAUAAUGAUCAUUUGAUAAUAUUGACUGUACCMACUAAAUUAUUAUGGUUUUUAACAUGAAAGUUACUUGGAACUGGACCGAACUCUGUGGUCCCGACGAUUUUGUUCCAAUAUUUCGGCCAGGAUAUGUGUUGAGUAUUUGUGGAGAAAUGGCAGUCAUUCGCCUGCCCAUUCUGUUUAUAUUCUUGUUGACAUCAACAUAUUACWGUGCUCAUCUGUCUGAUUGGAUAAUACGCACAAGACGCGAAACCAAUAUUCUUCGUUGCCGUAUAAUUAUUGCUAGUAUGCUGUCAAUGUUACCAGCAGUUCAACUUAUUUUAGAAGUGUACGAAUUUACUGAAAGUCAACUAUAUCCUAUCGAAAAUUUAGUCCUAGUAAUCCAAUGUUUUACGUGGUUGGUACAUGCAUUAUACAUUGUAUGUAUACGCCAUCAUUUGGGAACAAGUUUAAGAGGUUCAAAAGUUGUGAUAGUUGCUUGGUUUUUAUGUUUUUUAUCGUCUAUUAUAUCUUUACGCAGUACUUUCGUAGUAUUUAUUGAAAGUGCUUAUGUACCAAUUUUACAAGCGAGAUUAUGGUUCACAUUAUUCAAUUGGAUGCUUCAGGCAUUUUAUUUCAUUACUAUGAUCUUCAAAGAAGACUCUAUAAGAAUAAGACAUGUAGACAGACUUCGUUUUCUUGCCCAGCAAUCACUUGAAAGACGUUCUUUAAUGACAUCAUCAUACAGUCGUUUCAAUGAUGAAUUUGAUCCAUACUAUUUGGGUAUGGCGUGUGAUAAUGAACACUAUGGUUUUAUGUCCUGGCUUACAUUUGGUUGGGUUGGUAGUUUAAUUACCAAAGGAGACAACAAAAGAUUGCAUCAUACAAAUGAUUUGUUUGAUUUACCCGAAUGGCUGACCCCGGUAAAUGUAUCAGCUAAGGUGGAAGAAGUAUUUAGACAUCAGCCCUCUGUGACAGCUUCAUCACCAAUUCAUUUGCCAGCUGACCAUCAACCUAGAGUACAAAAAAUAUCGUUACUACAAGCUCUACACAAAUGUUAUGGAAAACAAUUUUAUGGGAUUGGUUUACUAAAAUUAUUUGCAGACAUUUUUGGAUUUGCAGCCCCUAUUUUUUUAAGUAAACUGAUUAAAUUUGUAUCGCAUCAUGAAGAACCGAUAAGUCAUGGAUAUAUAUACAUGGCAGGGCUUGUUUUAAUGUCACUUAUAACUACAUUAUUUGGUGUACAUUAUGACUAUCAAAUACACAUGAUGGGAAUAAAAAUCAGAGGUGCCUUAGUGACAAUGAUUUAUAAAAAGACAUUAGAAUUAAAUACUGUAAUGCUGAACAACUUUAGUAUUGGAGAAAUAGUUAAUUUUAUUAGUACUGAUACAACUAAUUUAGUAAAUGCUUGCAAUAGUUUCCAUUCAAUGUGGAGUGUUCCUUUUCAAUUAGUUGUUGUUUUAUACUUACUUUAUCAACAAUUGGGAAUCGCUUUCCUGUCCGGAGUUUUAGUAUCCAUUUUACUGAUACCGGUAAACAAGAUUAUUACUUCAAAUAUUGGUAAAUUAACUGGAAGACUGAUGACUGAAAAAGAUAAACGUGUUAAAUUAAUGUCUGAAAUUAUAAAAGGCAUUCGAGUAAUUAAAUUUCAUGUUUGGGAAAAAUAUUUUAUUGAUAAAGUUAGCGAUUACCGAAAACUUGAAGUAUUAAACCUGAAAAAAAGGAAAUAUUUGGAUGCUUUGUGUGUGUAUUUUUGGGCUACAACUCCAGUUACAAUAUCAAUGUUGACUUUCUCAACUUAUAUUUUUUUGGGAGGUCAAUUAACAGCAUCAAAAGUUUUUACCAGUAUGGCUCUACUUCAUAUGUUAAUAACACCAUUGAAUGCUUUUCCUUGGAUACUGAAUGGUGUCACUGAAGCUUGGGUGUCUCUUAAAAGAAUUCAACGUUUAAUUGAAGUAGAUGACCUACAAACACAAUCUUAUUAUAGUCUAAUGCCAGUCCAGUAUGGAAAAACAUUUGAUAAUGCUGUGUCGUUGACAAAGUGUUCUUUUAACUGGGGCCUUAGAUCAUUCCAACUUACUAACAUAAAUUUUUCUGUUGCUAAAGGAUCUUUUGUUGGUAUUGUUGGACCUGUAGGCAGUGGAAAAUCUACUCUAUUGGCUGGAAUUUUAGCUGAAGUUUAUAAAGACGAUGGAAUGAUUGCAUCAUCAAAUAUGAGAGAUGGAUUUGCUUUUGUUGCACAGACACCAUGGAUUCAAAAAGGAACAAUUAAAGAUAAUAUUUUAUUUGGUCAGAAUUUCAGUUUAGAAAAAUACAAAACAGUCAUAAAAAGUUGUUGUUUGGUUAAGGAUUUCCAAGAAUUUCCUAGAGGAGAUUUAACUCUUAUUGGUGAAGCUGGAGUAACCUUAAGUGGUGGUCAAAAAGCUCGUUUAGCUCUUGCCCGUGCUGUAUAUCAGAACAAAUUUAUGUAUUUAAUGGAUGACAUUUUUGCUUCAGUAGAUGCUAAUGUUGCUCAACAUCUAUAUACUCAUUGUAUUAAUGGUUUACUUAAAGAUAAAACACGUAUUAUUUGUACCCACAAUAGUCAAUUUUUACUCUCUGCUGAUUGGGUAAUAGUAAUGAACAAUGGUACAAUUGUAAAUCAAGGUCGACCUUUUGAAGUACUUAAUGAUUAUGAUGUAAAAGCUUUGGAUGUUAAGUUUGAUGAAGCCAAUAGUAACUCAUCUUUGACUAUGGAUGAUUGGACACCAACUAAGGAAUCCGAAAUUAAAAAUGAUUUAAAUGACAUAGAAAACCAAGAAGAAGGAAUGGUUGAUUUAUCUGUUUAUAAACAAUAUUGGAAAUCUGUUGGAAAUUUUAUUAUAUUGACACUACUUUUUGCUAUUAUUAUAAUGCAGGGUUCACGAAAUAUAUCAGAUUUAUGGUUAUCUCACUGGGUAAAUGAAAUAACAAAUAAACAUAGUGAUAAUGUUGUUAAUGAUUUCAAAAGUUUACAAGAUGAAAACAAUGAAUAUUUGUAUACUUAUACAUUAAUUGGUAUAGUAAACUCUGUAGCUACAUUUUUUAGAGCCUUUAUAUUUGCUUAUGGUGGAAUUAAGGCUUGUAAAAAGAUUCAUGACUGCUUGUUAACAUCUAUUAUGAAUGUAAAAACUACAUUUUUUGAUGUAAACCCACUUGGUAGAAUAUUAAAUCGAUUUUCAUCAGAUACAAAUGUCAUUGAUGAUUCAUUACCAUUUAUUUUAAAUAUUUUUCUAGMCCAAUUUUUUCAUGCAAUUGGUACUCUUUGCUCCAUUAUAUUUGGUGUUCCUUGGGCUAUAAUUGUGACUGUGAUACUUACUCCUAUAUAUUAUAAAUUGCAAAAACGAUACAGAAAUUCAUCUCGUGAACUUAGACGUAUAUCAACUGUUGCACUAUCACCACUUUAUAACCAUAUAAAUGAAUCAUUACAAGGGUUAGCAACAAUACGUGCUUUUAGAGCUGUUUCCAGAUUUGAACGGGAAAAUGAAGACAAACUAGAAAACUAUUUGAAAGCUGAAUUUUCUUCUCACUUAGCAUCUUUAUGGUUUAAUUUCAGAUUAAGAAUCAUUGGAUUAACUAUAUUAUUGUUUAUUAGCUUAAUUUCUGUAUUUAUUCAUCAAUGGAAUCUCACAAAUGCAGGAUAUCUUGGGUUGUCUUUGACCUACGCAUUAACAUUGACAAAUAUACUUGGAGGAUUAGUGAGUGCCAUYGCAGCAACAGAAUGUGAUAUGAUUAGUUUAGAACGUGUUCUUGGCUAUGCUGAAAAUAUAGAAAACGAGACUGAUGUUGAAGACUCUGUUUCACCACCAUUUGCAUGGCCAACGAAUGGAAUCAUACAAUUUUCCAAUGUUUUUCUUAAAUAUAAGCAYGAUGGUCCCAUGUCUUUGAAUGGAGUUUCRUUUGAAACUACUUCUUCAGAAAAGAUUGGUGUCAUUGGUCGAACAGGAGCUGGAAAAAGUUCAUUAUUAGCUGCUUUGUGUAAAAUGUGUGACAUUAGCAGUGGUGCUAUUUUUAUAGAUGCUGUAAACCUUUCUAAAAUUUCUUCACGACAAAUAAGAAACCGUUUAUGUGUAAUACCUCAAGAUCCGUUUUUGUUCAAUGGCACUAUUCGUGAAAACAUUGACCCGUUUAAAGAGUAUAUGGAUUCAAAUAUUUGGUCUGCACUACAACGCUGUCAUUUAGUAGCAACCGUUAAACGUUUAGGCGGUUUGGGGUGUUAUUUAGGAGACAAUAUUAACUUAUCUGUGGGUGAAAAACAGUUGUUAUGCUUAGUGAGAGCAAUACUGAAGAACGCAAAAGUAGUAUGUGUGGAUGAAGCGACUGCAAAUGUAGAUGAAAUUACUGAUCGCAAAAUACAAGAAACAAUAAAAACUGCAUUCAAACAUAGUACUGUUAUCACCAUUGCUCAUAGAAUUYGCACUGUUAUGGAUAGUGAUCGAAUAUUAGUGAUGGACAAUGGAAAGGUAGUAGAAUUUGAGGCUCCCAAUCUGCUCUUGGAGGAUAAAAAUUCUUAUUUUUAUAAUUUGGUUCAACAAGAGUUCAAGUAACAACUUAUGAUCUCAGUUUCACAAUGGUGCGAGUUGAAAUAAAUAAUUUAAGUAUUUUUAAUUACAUAUUUGUCAAUAUAUUAUCAAAUUAAUUAUUUACUCUGUAUAUUUGUUAUGAACUAUAUUUUAUAACAUAUAACUAUUCGUUUAAUAAGAUACUAAGACAACAAUAUUAGUGAAUUUUUAAAUGUAUUUAACAUUUUCUGU